AUGACGAUCUGUACUUAUAACGCACGUAUGCUUGCAUCGAAAGCGGCCGUCGAAGAUCUGACGAUGCAAGCCAAGAAGAUUAAUUCCGACGUCAUCGGAGUGCCCGAGACGAGACGACGUCACCUUCUCAACGCUGUAUAUGAAACUGGAGAAGAACUGUUCUUAGGAGCAUGCGACAGUGGAGAUUUUGGAAGGGUUGGCGACCUCGUCAACAGGAGCAUGGCAAAGAACAUCGACUCUUUCGAACUACUUACGACCCGAAUCGGACGUCUGCGGACGAGAAGAUGUGGUCCAACAUCAGCUUUGACUAUCUUCGUUGCUUACGCUCCAACAUCAAGCUACGAAGAAGAAGAUGUCGAAGCUUUCUAUAUGUACCUGGAGAAGUUCUGCCUUCUACAAGAAGCCCUCCUCUCUACGCUGGACGUGGGAGGGUACGGUAAUGAAAUAGACCACAUCAUCGUCAAUAAAAGCUUCUGCCUGACGGACGUCACUGUUGUUCCAAAGUUCUAUGCGGAAUCGGACCAUCGCCUCCUCCAAGGAAGAUUUUCCUUCACAAGGAGAGAAGAGAAAGCCGCUAAGUUCAGAGAGCGAAAUCCCAGAACUAUCAUUAACUGGGAUCUCUUCGCCACGCUAGCCGGCUUUUGGGAACAUUGCGCAGUGAACAACAUCGACGAGGAAUGUGACCGGCUCGUUGAACCGACCGAACCUUCACGACUGCACGAAGAAGGCUGA
Molecule: messenger RNA, 732 nt
Organism: Necator americanus (New World hookworm)
Lineage: Eukaryota; Metazoa; Nematoda; Chromadorea; Rhabditida; Ancylostomatidae
Exons: 2
Coding region: 1-732 (243 amino acids)
Source: RefSeq, a predicted model, not a curated record